AUGACAGCAGGAUCACAGUCGCCGCCGGAGGCCACUGGCCCACAGGCAAAAAAGGGAGAAGAAACACAAAUCCAGUCGUCACAGCAGCCAAAAAAUGACGGACCUCCAGCUCCUCCAGCGUAUACUGCUAUCCCGACAUAUCGUCGGACAUUUAUUCUAAGCAUCGUGACUGUGGCAGGGUUUUUUGGGCCAUUGGCCGGUAACAUCUAUUUGCCAGCUCUUCUAGUAUUGGAAAACGAGUUCCAUGUCAGCAGUACUGUUAUUAAUGCCACAGUUUCUGUGUUCAUGGUUGUAUUUGCUUUCGGGCCUCUCUUUUGGGCCAGUUUUGCGGACCGACGAGGACGGCGACCUCUGUAUAUCGCAUCGAUUGCUGUUUACAUUCUAGCGAAUGUAUUGCUCGCUGCUUUGCCUUCUAAUCUCGGUGCACUGUUCUUUCUCCGGAUCUUACAGGCAUUUGGAUCAUCCGCAGUGGUUUCCAUGGGCGCCGGGACCGUAGCAGAUAUUACUGAGCCAAAACGCCGCGCCAGAGCCAUGUCGUACUUUUUGCUUGGUCCCCAAUGUGGUCCAAUUCUAGGCCCUAUUAUCGGAGGCGCACUGGCUGGGGGGGCAUCUUGGAGAUGGAUAUUUGGAUUUCUUGCGAUAUCCGGGUUUGCCCUCUGGGUGAUUAUUGUUUUUUACCUACCGGAAACUCUCCGAGCACGAGUCGGUAAUGGUCAAAUCUACCAGGAAGCGAGUUGGAUAUUAUGGCCGCCAAGAUUUGUAUCUGAAGCGGUUCCAGUGGAAAAAAGAGGACCUCCGCCUCCCAAAGUCACUUUGUCGACAUAUUGGCGCCUGUUUAGGUAUCCACCUAUAGGCAUUUCCUCGUUCAACACGGCAAUCCUGUAUUCCUCUUACUUUUGUAUCGCUGUCCAGCUGCCGACGGCUUUGGAGGAUACGUACCAUUGGACGACCGCUGAAGUCGGAGUUGGCUAUGUAGUUGUGGGUGUCGCCAUGGUGAUAGGGUCACUGAUAGGCGGACGUUUUUCGGAUUGGAGACGUGCCCGCCUGGUUUCUUCAGCAGGGGAAAAGAAUGUCGGACCAGAAAGUCGGUUGGUUGAUCAGAUAUGGGGUGUUUUCCUAUGUGUUGCCGGGCUGGUUAUGUUCGGUUGGUUUGUCGACAAAUCUAUUCAUCCCGCUGCUGUGUUGAUAUCGACUUUUCUUACUGGUUUUGGAAUGUCGUGGAUAUUUGUUGCAACUAACGCAUUUCUUACUGAAUGCGUGGCUCAACAAGCUGCCGGAGCUUUUGCCUUGGGAAAUAUGUUACGUAGCCCAGCUGCGGCUGUAGCAGCAGUCGUAGUUAGUCCUCUUGUAAAGCACAUGGGCUGGGGCUGGUGUUUCACAGGGCUUGCCCUUCUGAAUUUCUUCGUCGUGGGUACCGCGGUCCUCACUUUGCGUACCCAAUCCCCACGGUGGCGAAGAGAACGAGCAGAGAAAAUAGCAAAGUGA
Molecule: messenger RNA, 1485 nt
Organism: Talaromyces rugulosus
Lineage: Eukaryota; Fungi; Ascomycota; Eurotiomycetes; Eurotiales; Trichocomaceae
Exons: 5
Coding region: 1-1485 (494 amino acids)
Biological process (GO): amine transport; transmembrane transport
Molecular function (GO): amine transmembrane transporter activity
Source: RefSeq, a predicted model, not a curated record